AUGAGCUCCCUCGCUGCUGCCCGCUACGGCAAGGACAAUGUCCGCGUGUACAAGGUGCAUCGCGACGAGAAGAGUGGUAUUCAGACCGUUGUGGAGAUGACCGUCUGUGUUCUGCUGGAGGGUGACAUUGAGACUUCCUACACCAAGGCCGACAACAGUGUUAUCGUUGCCACGGAUUCCAUUAAGAACACCAUCUACAUCACUGCCAAACAGCAGCCCGUCACUACCCCCGAGGUCUUCGGCUCCAUCCUGGGCUCGCACUUUAUCGAGAAGUACAGCCACAUCCACGCCGCACACGUCAACAUCAUCACUCAUCGCUGGGUGCGCAUGAACAUUGACGGCAAGCCCCACCCCCACUCCUUUGUCAAAGAUAGCCCCGAGACCCGCAACGUGCAGGUCGACGUUGUUGAGGGCAAGGGCAUCGAUAUCAACUCCUCCAUCAACGGCCUGACCGUACUCAAGAGCACCGGCUCGCAGUUCUGGGGCUUCCUCCGCGACGAAUUCACCACCCUCAAAGAGACCUGGGACCGGAUUCUCAGCACUGACGUUUCGGCCAACUGGCAGUGGCGCCGCUUCAGCAAUGUGUCGGACGUGAAGGCCAAUGUCGCCAAGUUCGAUGCUACCUGGGAGGCGGCCCGGGCUAUCACCCUCAAGACCUUUGCUGAGGAUAACAGCGCCAGUGUUCAGGCUACUAUGUACAAGAUGGGCGAGCAGAUUCUUGCUACCGCGCCUCUGCUUGAGACUGUGGAAUAUGAGCUGCCCAACAACCACUAUUUCGAGAUUGAUCUCAGCUGGCACAAGGGAACCAAGAACACCGGCAAGGACGCCGAAGUGUACGCUCCCCAGUCCAACCCCAACGGCCUGAUCAAAUGCACCGUUGGCCGUGCUGGCCCCAAGGCCAAGCUGUAA
Molecule: messenger RNA, 909 nt
Organism: Penicillium longicatenatum
Lineage: Eukaryota; Fungi; Ascomycota; Eurotiomycetes; Eurotiales; Aspergillaceae
Product: urate oxidase
Exons: 3
Coding region: 1-909 (302 amino acids)
Biological process (GO): purine nucleobase catabolic process; urate catabolic process
Cellular component (GO): peroxisome
Molecular function (GO): urate oxidase activity
Source: RefSeq, a predicted model, not a curated record